UUGUGUACGAAAUGUGUUAAAAGGAGAAGCAGAGGAAUAUUCAGUUUAAACAGCAACAGUUAUUAAAUUUUGUAUAAAUGGCAUUGUAGAGCCCUUAAUGUUAAUUAUUUGUUAGGAAUUUACAUUACGGAAUGGAUACAACGGAUAUCUGUCGAGUGUGCAUGGAAGACGAUGGGGACACAUUUUCUUCACUUUUCAUUUCUACUACAGGAUGCACGGUCACCCCAUCUGUGAUGAUGAUCGACUGCGCUGGGAUUGCGGUCGACAAAAGUGACGGAUUGCCGGAAAUGGUUUGUAGUGAGUGCUUGAGUUCCCUAAAGGUAGCGUACAAGAUUCGUGAAAAGUGUCGCAAAACGGACCGAAAGCUCAGGAAGAUUUUGAAUUUGGUUCACAAAAACCAGAUAACUUUAAACCCUGCUAGCAAUUCUGACGAAAAAGCGGGGUGUGAAGUUAUACCGGGUAACAUCAAUAUUUCAGAACAAUCGCCUUUGAAUGAAGAAUCUGAUCUCCUCGAAGAACCCGCACUUGAUAUCAAGUCUGAACUGCAAAUCACAUCUCCGUCUAUGCGGGAGGAGCUAUAUGACUUGCCAAAUCUUGAUCAGGCGGAUAGUGAAGCAAACUAUCCCACUGCGGAAAGUCCUGACCCAAGCAGCAAUCAGGAAACUGUUGGUUCUACUCACACAAAUCCUGAACUUACUGAAUCUCCGUUGAUUCUAGUGAAACAAGAGGAAGUUCAACAAACGGUACCUAUCAACAAACAGAAAUAUCUGGUUGAGGAAACAUCAGAACCUGCUGCAUAUAGUAAACAUUCUAAAGCAUCAACUAAGGAGUAUGAGGAUAAGCAUGCAGAGGAAGACACAUAUUUUCCAUCAAAUUGUAAUGAAGGCAGCAAUAACGACGAAGAACAAUCUGUAAACAUGGAAGUGGAAGUAUUGGAAGAUGACGAAUAUGAGGACUAUGAAGCCAUAGAUGAAGACUUUGAAACGGGGGACUUUGACGCAGCAUCGUCGUUGAUCGAAAGUUCAGUUUGCUGCGGCUGCUCUAUGGAGUUCCGUACACGAGCAGAGCUUGAUGAUCAUUCUAAAUCAAUUCACUUGCCAGAGAAGGAUAAAGAUACCGCUCUUCAGGAUUGGUACAUGUGCAAUAUCUGCUUCAAGAAACACAGUUCAUUAAAAGCCCUAAACUAUCACAAAACCAAUCGUGUGAACAGAAGAAUGCGGACAUGCAACUGCUGUAAACUAGUUUUAAACAGUGUUCGCAAAAAAAGACACCACGAACAAUUGCAUAAACUUCUUCCGGAAGACUUUGAAAUAAAUUGCUGCGGAUGUGAUCAAGUAGUUCCGUUCAAGCAACUAGGCUCUCAUGCAGAACAGAUUCACAAGAAUACAAACCAGCCAAAUGUAUCGAGAUUUAUCUGUGAAGUGUGUUUCCUAGAUUGUGGUUUCAAACAGCGUUUAGACAAUCAUCAAUCGAAACAGGAUAUACCGCAAGUCGUCGUGAGAAAGCAAACUCAACCUGAGGAUAAAUUCACUGCUCCCGUGGCGGACAUCGAUGGCAAACAGCGCUUCAUAUGCGACAUCUGUGAAAAGAAUUUCUCUACUAAAGGAAACCUGAAAUCUCAUCGUUCUCUGCAUGGUGCAUCAGAUAAGCCAUUCAAAUGUGCCGUAUGCGAGAAAGAUUUUUCGAAGAAAAGUAACUACAACGUUCAUAUGCUCCGGGCGCAUUCAGUUGAAAGCUCAUUCCCAUGCUCGGAAUGUAAUAAAAGUUUCAAAUGUGCAACGAACCUGAAAACCCACAUGCGAGUUCACACCAAGGAAAAACCCUACCGAUGUGAGUUUUGUCAGAAAGCUUUCGGUUAUCUCUCGGAUAAACGUCGGCAUGAAAUUGGCCAUUCCGGAAACUACCCGUACAAAUGUAGCCUUUGUGGAAAACCCUAUACGAGGAAAACAUUGCUGAACAGGCAUUUCAAGAGCUGUAGAAAACGGGUGGGCAAAACAACCGUGACUGAAAUCAAAGCAGAAGUUCUCGAUCAGCCAGGAGAAGAUGUAACCGAUUUCAAAACCAAACCCAUGUUGACGUGUGAUCUUUGCGAUGAUUGGUUUUCAACGAUGGAAGAACUUGCGGAUCAUCACGCGGAUAUACACAUUCAAACACUAGAUGAGGGUACUUACGAUGCCGAGGUGGAAAUUGAGUAAGUAUGUUUAAAUAUAUAAUGAUGGGCACGGCUAUAGUAGCAU
Molecule: messenger RNA, 2237 nt
Organism: Ochlerotatus camptorhynchus
Lineage: Eukaryota; Metazoa; Arthropoda; Insecta; Diptera; Culicidae
Product: zinc finger protein 229-like
Exons: 2
Coding region: 132-2195 (687 amino acids)
Biological process (GO): regulation of transcription by RNA polymerase II
Cellular component (GO): nucleus
Molecular function (GO): zinc ion binding; RNA polymerase II cis-regulatory region sequence-specific DNA binding; DNA-binding transcription factor activity
Source: RefSeq, a predicted model, not a curated record